This is a messenger RNA of Syzygium oleosum, 1538 nucleotides long. Its product is annotated as protein trichome birefringence-like 23. The transcript has 3 exons. Bases 118 to 1413 code for a protein of 431 amino acids. The record is from RefSeq and is a predicted model, not a curated record. Gene Ontology annotation, cellular component: Golgi apparatus. NCBI's taxonomy places the organism in Eukaryota, Viridiplantae, Streptophyta, Magnoliopsida, Myrtales, Myrtaceae. Gene Ontology annotation, molecular function: O-acetyltransferase activity.
ACUUUCACCUCAAGAGCCAAACGAUGCGUUUCGCUCUGUUUGUCUGCUCGCAAGGGGGGCCACCAAGAACUCGGACUCCGUCCUGGGUGCUAGCCAAAAGCGGCGGAAGAGGAGGAAAUGAAGCUGAAUUGGAGGCUGCCGUCGCGCAGCAAGCACGGUAACGUGGCGGUGAAGCUGGCGGUCUCGAUGCUCUUGGUGGGUCUCGCGUUUAGGCUUCUCUUCUCAAGAUCCGAGGAGCUGCCGCCGGGUGUGGCGAACCCAGUUGCCGAAAAGUCGGUGGCGGCGAAGCCGGCCGAAUCUGAUGAAGCCUCGCCUCGAUUCGACCCGACGAGCGCGGAAGAUGGAAAUGCCGGCGCAGAUGAAUGUGAUCUUUUCUCUGGGGAUUGGAUUCCAUAUCGGUCCGGUCCAGUUUAUACCAAUCAGAGUUGCUCCUUGAUCGAGACUCACCAAAACUGUUUGGGGAAUGGGAGGCCAGAUAAAGGGUAUUUGUACUGGAGGUGGAAACCGAGAAACUGCGAAUUGCCACUAUUCAAUGGGCGGAGGUUUCUCGAGUUAAUGAGGAACAAGGCAUGGGCAUUGAUUGGCGAUUCGAUUUCUCGUAACCAUGUGCAGUCUUUGCUGUGCAUGCUUUCAACUGUAGAACAACCAAUACACGUCUAUCAUGACGAAGAUUACAAAUCAAGAAGAUGGCACUUCCCCUCCUACAAUUUCAACAUUUCAGUCAUCUGGACUCCUUUCCUCGUAAAAGCGGCGAUUUUUGAGGACAACAAUGGCGUCUCCACAUCGGCAGUUAAACUUCAUCUGGACAAGCUUGAUACGAACUGGACUAGUUUGUAUCCAAACUUGGAUUACAUGAUAAUAUCGACCGGGAAAUGGUUUCUCAAAACUGCAAUAUACUAUGAGAAUGGUCGAGCUGUGGGCUGCCAUAACUGUGACAAAGAAGACAUACCCGAGGUGGGAUUCGACUUUGCCUACAGGAAGACCCUGCAUAACGUGAUGAACUUCAUUGCAAAUUCUAAGCACAAAGGUCUGUUAUUUUUGCGCACAUCCACACCAGAUCAUUUUGAGAAUGGGGAGUGGCAUAACGGUGGGACCUGCCGGAGGACGGCUCCUGUCAAAGAAGGUGAGAUCGAAUUGAAGGACCUGAACCGAAUUCUCCGUGACAUUGAACUCAGCGAGUACGAGAAGGCAUCAGCCAUAGCUGCUAAAACUGGCGUGAAUCUAAAGCUUCUCGACUUCACUAAUCUCUUGCUGACAAGGCCCGAUGGGCAUCCGGGUCCUUACAGGGAGAUUUAUCCGUUUGCAAAGGAUAAGAACGCCAAAGUCCAGAACGACUGCUUGCACUGGUGCUUGCCAGGGCCUAUUGAUGCUUGGAACGACGUGAUAAUGGAAAUUGUAAUGAAUGCGAGUUGAACCAGAGAAGCAAAACCCGAGAUAUAAUUGAUAGAUUGCUGAAAUUGUAAAUGCAUGCAACAGUGCGAUGCACACUCCUCAGCAGGAGUUUGCAGUCUCUGGAUGUAUUGCAAUGGUUGUGAAUA